Messenger RNA from Silurus meridionalis, 2957 nucleotides. RefSeq names its product seizure 6-like protein. Gene Ontology annotation, biological process: synapse maturation. The record is from RefSeq and is a predicted model, not a curated record. NCBI's taxonomy places the organism in Eukaryota, Metazoa, Chordata, Actinopteri, Siluriformes, Siluridae. Gene Ontology annotation, cellular component: endoplasmic reticulum; neuronal cell body.
AUGUCACUGGGGCAGUUGAUGUCAGUCCUGCAUAAGACAGACACGAAGAAUGAAAAAGACUCUGCCAACACCUUCUUCCAGGGAACUCCCUUCGCUGCAUCAAGCUGUAUGAUCAAUUUCUCAGGCCCAGAGGGGUACAUUGAUUCGUCAGAUGAUCUGCCGCUUCCAGAUGGCGCUUUUCUUCAGUGCACUUACACAGUGACUGUGUACGGUUAUGGGGUGGAACUGCAGGUAAAAAGUGUUAACCUAUCAGAGGGUGAGCAGUUGUCAAUCCGAGGGGUAAAUAAGAAUGGCACUUUGCUGGUACUCGCCAAUCAGACACUGCUGGUAGAGGGUCAGGUGAUCCGCAGCCCAACCAAUAGUAUGUCAGUAUUUUACUGCUCUUCACCUGAGGGCAGCACUGGCACAUUCCAGCUUCAUUACCAGAUGUUCCAUCUGAGCUGCCCUUUGCCCCGGCGGCCUCACUUUGGGGAGGUAUCAGUUUUGGAUUUGCGCCCAGGGGGUACAGCACAUUUCUCCUGCCAUAUGGGUUACCAUCUGCAGGGUGCAGCGGUGUUGACCUGCCUUAAUGCCUCUCUGCCUACCUGGAACCAGCGUGAACCCAGCUGUAGAGCUCUCUGUGGAGGCACAAUAAAAAAUGCCAGUGUGGGCAGAGUGCUGUCACCAUCACCUCAAAUGAAUCCCAACAGCACUCUUGACCUCAGCUGCUCCUGGUCCCUUGAGGCUGCCAAUGGCCAGCGACUGCAUCUCCAUCUGGAGAGGAUGGUCCUGGGACCAACAGACCGGCUUGUUUUGUGGAGUGGUCUGGAUGCUGGCUCUGUAGUUCUGUUUGAUUCUGGUCGGGGGGUUCCUAUCCCAUUUGAGGGAGUCAUCAGCGAGGGCCCAGCAGUCAGAAUCCAGUUCAUAACAGACAAGCCAAACAACCAAAACACUGGUUUCAAUAUCCGUUAUGAGUCAUUUGAGAAGGGCCACUGCUAUGAGCCUUACAUCCAGAAUGGAAACUUCAGCACCACAGACCCAACAUAUGGUGUGGGAGCCAUAGUACAGUUCUCCUGUGAACCUGGCCAUUCUCUGGAGCAAGGCCCUCCUGUCAUUGAGUGCAUUAACACACGAGACCCCUACUGGAAUGACACAGAGCCUCUGUGUAAAGCGCUAUGUGGAGGAGAUCUGUCUGGACCCAGUGGCUUGAUUUUGUCCCCGAAUUGGCCUGACUGGUAUGGUGAAGGUGAAGACUGCGGCUGGAGGAUUCAUGUCGGUGAGGAAAAGCGUAUUCUGCUGGAUGUGCAGCUCCUUAACCUUACUGACAGUGACAUGCUGACCAUUUUGGAUGGUGAUGAGGUCACCACACAAAUCUUGGGCCAAUAUGUGGGCGGAAAAAGUCCGUUUAAGCUUACCUCCUCUACUCCUGAUCUUACCAUCACCUUUCAUUCUGAUCCAGCUGGUCUGGUCUUUGGGAAGGGAGAGGGUUUCAUCAUCAACUAUGUAGAGGUGUCUCAUAAUGAUUCAUGCCCUGACCUGCCUGAGAUUCAGAAUGGCUGGAAGACCACAUCACACACUGCACUGUUGCGAGGGACACGUAUUACUUAUCAGUGUGACCCAGGCUAUGAUCUGGUGGGCAGAGAGACCCUCAUUUGUCUCCUGGACCUGACCUGGAGCACCCAGCCCCCCUUCUGUGAGAAAAUUAUGUACUGCACAGAUCCAGGUCAUGUUGAGCACUCUGUACGGACGCUCUCUGAUCCCAAACUGCUGGUGGGAACUACCAUUCAGUACAGUUGCAAUCUAGGCUACAUUCUGCAGGGUGGUGCCACUUUAACUUGCUAUGGUCGUGAACCUGGAACCCCAGUAUGGACAUCUCACUUGCCACGUUGUAUCUUGGAAGAGUCGGUGUUUUGUGAGAAUCCUGGUCUUCCUGACAAUGGCUACCAGGUUUUGUCUAAGCGGUUUUAUCUGCCUGGGGAGUCCCUGAAUUUUAUGUGCUAUCAGGGUUAUGAACUCAUUGGUGAAAUUACAAUUAAGUGCAUACUAGGCAAUCCUUCAUUUUGGAGUGGACCAUUACCCAUGUGUAGAGCUAAUCAUGAAUGCUCCAGCAACCAUGCUUUAGAAGUGGCAGAGGCUACAGUCGAAUCAUCGCUGGAUGGGGGAAGCAUGGCUCUGACUAUAUUCAUAUUAGUUCUUUUACUGUCUCUCUUUCUUGGAGGCACCUAUAUCUAUGUCAGAAGGUGCCAUUCGAACCUACGCUUGCCGCUCAUGUACCCUCACCCAUACAGACAGAUCACUGUGGAGGCCGAGUUUGACAAUCCUAUAUAUGAGACUGGUGGGGACACAAGAGAAUAUGAAGUGUCAAUAUGAACAGGCCUGCUGCUGUGAAUAAAAGUUACAAAUGCAGAGAAAGUGAUGUAAAUAGAUCCUGACAAUUCCACUGCUACCCUAACUUCCACAACCUCCCAAAUCUCCAAAUCUGCAGAAUGCAUUGCAGAUAAAUCAGGUUGGACAGAGAGAAAGAGAGAGAGAUGAAGUAGGGAAGGGAGGUGGACAUAAGGAAGGGUGGUUUUGUUGAAGAGAAGGUGAAUAAUUGAAAGUGGCUGUGGUUUUACUAUUGAAUUUGAACAUUUAUGCACUGACGGCAGGAGCUGUGUUGUUUAAAAAUGUGUGUGUGUGUGUGUGUGUGUGUGUGUGUGUGUGUGUGUGUGUGUGUGUGUGUGUGUGUGCGCCCUGACUUCCUGUCUGUCAUUUUAAGGCUUUGUACCUAACCAAGUUUGUAGUGCAGGUUUAAAAGUAGUAUUUUUCCCAAGCAAUGUGAUGUCAGACUAAAACAGAGAACAGAUAAUUUAUUUAUUUUCAUGUAUAUAAAUAAAUAUGAUUAAUGUACAUUUGAACAGAAUAGUGGUAAAACCAUAGAAAUAAAACAUUGGUAGCUUCUAUAAAUUUCUUAAUAAAAUUGUGUUCUUACUUGUGAA